Messenger RNA from Aureobasidium pullulans EXF-150, 354 nucleotides. RefSeq lists its product as uncharacterized. Lineage: Eukaryota; Fungi; Ascomycota; Dothideomycetes; Dothideales; Saccotheciaceae. The record is from RefSeq and is a predicted model, not a curated record. The transcript has a single exon. Bases 1 to 354 code for a protein of 117 amino acids.
AUGCGUUCCUUCUCGACCAUCACUAUUCUGGCUGCCAUCGGAGCAGUUGGAGCCGCUCCUGCUCCUGCCUCGCACAUCAACAGCGCUAGAUCUGACGCCGACACUGCCAAGGCAUACACUCCUGUCGUCUGGAACACAACUGCAGUCGUCGAUGGCAUCAACAUUCACAACAUGCCCAUCCAAGCCCGUGAUGGUGCCUUCAAGGUCGGCGGCGAUGCUGCGGGUGUCUGCCCAGUAUGUGAUCAAAACCGCCGCAUUUGCUUGACUGUCAUACUGACCAUGCUUCCUCACAAAGUCAUACGACCCCGACUGUUCCUCUCAGAACAAGACCAUCAUCUCUCCCGGUGGCAAUAG